Messenger RNA from Xyrauchen texanus (razorback sucker), 6998 nucleotides. Its product is annotated as tripartite motif-containing protein 3-like. Gene Ontology annotation, biological process: proteasome-mediated ubiquitin-dependent protein catabolic process; protein polyubiquitination; negative regulation of translation. Bases 205 to 2523 code for a protein of 772 amino acids. The record is from RefSeq and is a predicted model, not a curated record. Gene Ontology annotation, molecular function: translation repressor activity; ubiquitin protein ligase activity; zinc ion binding. The transcript is spliced from 13 exons. NCBI's taxonomy places the organism in Eukaryota, Metazoa, Chordata, Actinopteri, Cypriniformes, Catostomidae.
GAGAGUGUGCUAGGCGUUGGGACCACUAGUAGUGCGUUUAUCUGGGGAGGGGGGCAAGAGACAGUGGAAAAGGUUAUAUGUUGGUCUUUUCAGCCAUUAGGCCCAGCUGAAAUUACAAAAGCAACGAUGGAGCCUGCAUGAGAAACUACACUUUGCGUGCGUGUGUGUGAUAAGGUGUGUCCUGGCCCCCGGCCCCCUCUGUGGAUGUCUGUUACCAUGGCAAAGUUUGAGACAGGCCGCACAAGCCCAGUGGUCCGGCAAAUAGACAAGCAGUUCCUGGUGUGCAGCAUCUGUCUGGACCACUACCACAACCCCAAAGUCCUGCCCUGCCUACACACCUUCUGUGAAAGGUGCUUACAGAACUACAUUCCUUCUCAGUCCCUAACGCUGUCCUGCCCGGUGUGCAGACAGACCUCCAUCUUGCCGGAAAAAGGUGUGGCGGCACUGCAGAACAACUUCUUCAUCACAAACCUUAUGGAGGUGCUGCAGAGAGAUCCAGAAUGUUCUCGGCCAGAGGCCUGCAGCGUGUUGGAGUCUGUCAGUGCUGCGGCCGCUGGGAUACCGCUCUCCUGCCCAAAUCACGAGGGCAAGGUGAUGGAGUUUUACUGCGAGUCGUGUGAGACAGCCAUGUGCCUGGACUGCACAGAGGGGGAACACCGGGAGCAUGUGACCGUUCCACUGCUGGAUGUUCUGGAACAGCACAAAGCAGCGCUGAAGAACCAGCUGGAUGCCAUACGUAACAGGCUGCCCCAGCUAACAGCAGCCAUUCAGCUGGUGAAUGAGAUCUCUAAACAGCUGAUAGAGAGGAAGAACGAUGCCGUCAAUGAGAUCAAUGUGACAUUUGAGGAGCUGGAGAGAGCACUACAUCAACGCAAAGCUGCACUUAUCACAGACCUGGAGAACAUAUGCAGUACCAAGCAGAAGGUUUUGCAGGCGCAGUUAUCCUCCCUUCUGCAGGGAAAAGAGCACAUCCAGAGCAGCUGCAGUUUCACCGAGCAAGCCAUGAACCAUGGCAGCGCCACCGAAGUCCUGCUGGUCCAAAAACAGAUGAGUGAGCGUGUUGGUGCCCUCGCCUGCCACGACUUCCCUGAAUGGCCUCACGAGAAUGCCCACUUGGACUGCCAGAUAGAAACGGAAGGUCUACGACGCUCCAUUCAGAACCUGGGCGUGCUGCUGACGACGGGUGCUGUGGGACACACGAGUGUAGCCACGGGCGAAGGGCUCAGACAUGCCCUGGUCGGUCAACAUAUCACCAUAACUGUUACCACGAAGGAUAAGGACAGCGAACUUGUGCGAAAUGGUAAUGCGGUGCUCCGAUCAGAAAUAACGGGGCAGGACGGAGUGCGGGCGACGGAAGUGGAGGUUGUGGACAAUAAAAAUGGAACUUAUGAGGUAGGGUACACACUUAAAAGUGAAGGAGAGUUCUUGUUUUCUCUGAUGCUCUAUGGACAGCCCGUGAAGGGCAGUCCAUUCAGGCUGCGGGUAAUAAAGCCGUCCGAUGUGCCUCAUUCUCCGGAUGAUGUGAAGAGGAGGGUAAAAUCACCCAGUGGGACAGGAGGGCACAUCAGGCAGAAAGCAGUGCGGAGACCCAACAGCAUGUACAGCACCACUAAGAAGAAGGAAAAUCCUAUUGAAGAUGAGCUGAUUUACAGAGUAGGCUCUCGGGGUAGGGAGAAGGGAGAGUUCACUAAUCUACAAGGCAUCUCUGCCUCCACCAGCGGGAGGGUUAUUGUAGCAGACAGCAACAACCAGUGUAUACAGGUGUUUACAAAUGAUGGCCUGUUCAAAGCACGCUUUGGGGUCAGAGGUCGCUCACCGGGUCAGCUGCAGAGGCCGACAGGAGUGGCAGUUGACACAAAUGGAGACAUUAUAGUAGCUGAUUAUGAUAACAGAUGGAUCAGCAUCUUCUCUCCUGAUGGGAAAUUCAAGAAUAAGAUUGGGGCUGGCCGUUUGAUGGGACCUAAGGGUGUUGCUGUGGACAGAAAUGGUCACAUCAUUGCAGUAGAUAACAAAGCCUGCUGUGUUUUCAUCUUUCAAUCCAAUGGCAAACUAGUGACCAAGUUCGGAGCCAGAGGCACUGCAGACCGACAGUUUGCAGAAAAAAGUGGUGCAAAGUUUGCACUGGAGCAAAAGUUUAGUAAAUCUGGUCGUGUUUUCAGUCCACACUUUGUUGCUGUCAACAACAAGAAUGAAAUAGUGGUGACGGACUUCCAUAACCACUCUGUUAAGGUCUACAGUGCAGAUGGGGAGUUUUUGUUUAAAUUUGGCUCCCAUGGAGAGGGAAAUGGCCAGUUUAAUGCUCCCACAGGGGUAGCUGUUGAUGUUAAUGGCAACAUCAUCGUAGCAGACUGGGGCAACAGCAGAAUACAGGUGUUUGACAGCUCAGGCUCAUUUCUCUCCUACAUCAACACAAGUGCUGAUCCCCUGUAUGGCCCGCAGGGUCUUGCAUUAACCUCUGAUGGGCAUGUUGUGGUGGCUGACUCUGGUAACCAUUGCUUCAAAGUCUAUCGGUACCUGCAGUAAUGCACAGGUUCUCCUCCACCUCAAGUCCUUCCACAGGGUGCCACAGCAUCUCCAGUGAUUUCAACAAUGUUUGGAAACUUUUAUCAAAAGUCCUCAACCAAACAAGAGGAUGAAUCAAAUGAACGAAUGCACUUUUCUUUUCUCUUCUGUUAAUUUUCAUGUUCCAAAAAGGACUACUGCUCUACUAAACCAGGAAUGUAGAUUGUAAAUAACAGAAACCAUAUCAAUAAGCACAGAUUAUUACUGAACAUCAAUAUGUAAUUACAAGUUGUGUAUAAAUAAAAAUAUAGCAAAACAUUUUAUCCACAUUCUUUAACCCUUCCAGAAAAGUCAGGAAACUUUAUUUUCAAGAUUAUGAAAUUGGAGCCAAAACCAUCAAAUCAGUUACUCCUCAGUAAUGCGGAGUACAAAAAAAUUUAAUACAAAAUGUAAUCGGAAUAUUUGUCUUGUUUUCCAUUAAACAAUAUCUAAAAAUCCUAAGACUAGUUUUCUAACAAUUAUACACCGAUCAGCCACAACAUUAAAACCACCUGCCUAAUAUUGUGUAGAUCCCCCUCGUGCCUCCUAAACAGUGCCAACUAGGGAUGGGAAGAUCGAUCCUAAAGGAUUGAUACAUCCGAUACUGAUUUUGUAUCAAAAAUAUCGAUCCUCACACAAAAUAUUGAUUCUAAAACAAGUGAUAUUAUUAUUUGACCAUGUCCAUGAACAAUAAUCGGAAGCGUUAAAGUGAAAUAAAAAGAUUUAGGGUAUAUUAGCAUAUACUUGUGACAGUUUCUUCUGCUCGUAUUAACGUACAUGCUGAAAUAAACAAGCAGACAAAAGCUUGUGCCGUUGCAACGCUCGUUCAAACAAGAGGGAUCAGUGCUGUGCAAAGGUAAUGAUAGAAAAUCUGAGAAACUGCUUCAUUUAUUAUGAGUUUGUGUGACGUUUAUUUAAAUUAUCUAAACAAGUUGUUAGAACAUUGAUAAUGUUCUGUAAUUGUUGUUGGUUAAUUAAAACAAAUAUAAUUAACCAUGGUUUUACUAAAGAUAUAUUGUAGUAACCCUAGCUGUAUGUAUGUUUGUUUUUCUUCUUCUUAAUUUAUUUUAGAUUUUUUUUGCUGGGCGGGAUGUAGGCAUGGGCAAAUGGGAGUCUUGCCCACCCAAUCCAAUAUUUAGGAAAAAUGGUUUUAAAUGUAUUUAUAUAAUAUAUAUCUUUUUUUUUUUUUUUGCACUAAUUAAAAGCAAUAUGGGGGUAAAAUGUGUGUUGCAAACAUUAAGGGUUGGCUGUAGACUGCCCAACCAAUCACAAAACAGCCCCAGAAAUGUGUCCAGUGACCAUGUGGCUGCUGUUAAUGUAUCACAGUCAUUUGUUCCUCCCGUUCCCGUGCACACCUCAUCCUGCGCCGCACUCUGUUGCACCAUGUCCCAUUGAUUCCACGGCCAAUAUGACUGUAUGUACUGAUAGUACUGUACGUGAUCAUUACUCACAGCUGGAUACAGUGUUUUGUGGGAUGUGUGCUUCUGUUUCCUGUUUUUAAUUCCGUGUUGAUGAGAGAUUCUGUCUCCUCAUGUCUUGCAUCUCUUUUGUAUACACAUUUUUACAAUGCUGUGAUUACUUUGUUGUUUAUUGUUUGUCAUUGCGCUUUAAACUAAUCUGUUUGCCAGGAAAAUAACCUUUGGUGCUUACAUGGCAUUAGUUUCCAUCCAUCCAAAUUCCUGUAUUCCCAAAAUUACUUUACACACAGUUUCACUGGUAAAAAUAUCAAUACCCUUUGCUACCCUACAAAGGCCAUACUCAUUAACUAACACUGAAACUGAGGAAAAAUUGCUUGAAUUAUUUUGAUGUGGAUUUUGUUGUUGCUGCAUUUCACACAAUGGUUUCUCUGAAUUACAACAUAUGAGACAAACUCAUCUGUCACUGGACAAAUCAUGAGACCCGUUUCAGUCAGAACUCAAUUUUGUGUUUCGCUUUUUGUAGGGCAGUAUCAUAGCUUAUUACAUUUCUGUCAAACAGAAAGAAUCGUCAUUGGUUUAUAUUAUAUAAUUACUUCUUUAAACGGUUCCCAUCUGUGCCAAAUGAGAGGUUCUUAAUCAUGAUCUCUCCAUUUAAUAUGUUUCCAUUCACACUUUAUCUGCACUCCAUCCUUGUAUUCGUGGGGGCUCUUUGUCUUUGUAAUUUGCUUUAAGGCUGUAAUUCUAAUUACUCCGAAAGUGUAAAGUUGUUAGGGCCAACCUCAGUCUUAUGAUUAUAUACAAUGUUUAUCAGUUUAUUUAUUUCAAUAUAUUUUUUUAAUAUGGGGAAUAAUUGUAAAAUAUAGUUAUAUUGGGCCUUAUGAUCUUGACAAUUACGACAUGUUUUGCCAAUUAAAUACAUUAAAUUAGUAGUCUGAGUAAAGUAGUCAGUUCGAACCAUUCUUUGUUGACCUUUCUCAUCAACAAGGUGUUUCCAUCCACAGAACUGCCCCUCACUGGAUGUUUGUUGUUUUUGGCAUCAUUCUGAGUAAACGAUAGAGACUGUUGUGCAUGAAAAUCACAGGAGAUCAGCAGUUACAGAAAUACUCAAACCAGCCCAUCUGGUACCAACAAUCAUCCAUUUGAUUAUCUUAUCAGCCAAUCGUGUGGCUGCAGUGCACAAAAUCAUGCAGUUAGGGGUCAGGAGCUUCAGUUAAUGUUCACAUCAACCAUCAGAAUUGGGAAAUAAUGUGAUUCAUUGAUUUGGAGUGUGGCAUGUUUUUAGUAUUUCUGUAACUGCUGAUCUCCUGGGAUUUUCACGCACAACAGUCUCUACAAUUUACUAAGAAUGGUUCCAAAAACAUCCAGUGAGCAACAGUUCUGCAGACAGACAUGCCUUGUUGAUGAGAGAGUUCGAUCAGAGAAUAGCCAGACUGGUUCGAACUGACAAAGUCUACAGUAACUCUGAUAACCGCUCUGUACAAUUGUGGUGAGAAGAAAAGCAUCUAUUCUGAGACGCGGGUUGGCGCUGUUUUGGCAGCACUAGGGGGACCUACACUAUAGUGUGUGUGUAAUCUAUAUUAUAAAUAUAACAUAUUUAAAAUGAGUUUCUUAAAGUUAAUUAUUAUUCUUAAAUUGCAGGGAAAAGUCUUGUUGGCAUAAACCUCACUAAAUUUAGGUCGAUUUAUGCUUUACAGUGAGGUAAAGCCAAAAAUAAAAGGUAAGUCAUGGUAGCUUAUACAGUUUUGCUUUUACUGGACAACUAGACAAAAACUGACACGAUUUAAAAAUAUUUUUUCUGUGAAUACCCCAUGACUGCAAAAGCAAUUGUGAAUUUUGUUAUUGCUGUAUGUUUUGCAUUUACAAAUACUAAUUUGUGGACAUAUGAACAUAUUUGUUGUAUGUAACCUGUAAAUGAUACUGGUUUAUUGUAUUGUCCUAACUAUGACAGCAUUUACCACUAAGAUUUCAUUAUGCCUGAGAUGAUUCGAGUGAGCAUCCAUACUUUGUGCUCUUAAAAUUAUCAACCCAAUAAACGGAGUCAAAAUGGACAUAUUUAUUUUUUCUUUUCCAUUCCAAAAUAUUUAUUUUCCUAAAGCACAAGGUUACUUUGAGUUAAACAAAAACGGAAUAGGCAAACCAACUAUUUAAUGUAUAUUGCCUCUGAUUUUCAUGUGCUAUAAGCUGAUUACCUACAUGGAAUUUGAUAUCUCUGUAUAUAAUCCUUCAGAUGCAUUUAUCAUUCUGUUCUCAGUGUAGCAAACAAAUGUUGUCUUUAGUCCAUAUUACAGUUUUUAAUUUUUAUUUUAUAUAUAUAUAUAAUUUUUUGGGGAAUGUCAUACCCCACACCUUCAUCACCAGCCAAAGAUAUCAAAAUUUCACCUUUUUAAUUUUGUGAACAUUUCCUUUGUCUGUGUGAAUAUUGUGACGCUACGUCUCCUUAAAGGAAUAGGUCACCUAAAAAUGUAAAUACUAUCACUCACCAUCAUGUCACUUUCUUGAUGACUCACUUGGGAACUUGCAAUAUUUAGUGCUAAAAAUAUACAAGUUCUCAGGUGAGCACGCUUGUCAUUGUGAACGAGCAAUGGACAGGAAGAAUUUGACUGUAAAAUCACUUUCAUUUUGUGUUGUUUCUCACCAAAAGUCAUUAUAUGGCUUCAGAAGACUUGGAAUAUGAUGUAUGAGUUGCAUUAACUUCUUUUAUGGUACUUUUGGGAACUUUUUAUAAGCUUUAAGUGAGUCACUAUCCACUGCCAUUGUAUUGAAAAGCCUGACUAGGAAAGUAAUUUAAAAAAAAUCCUUUUGUGGUCCACAUAAGGGAUUGGGAGAAUAUAAGGGCAAAUAAAUGACAUUUUCAUUUUUUGGUGAACUAUUCCUUUAAUAAUCUAUUUUCUAUGUGUUGCUGUACAAGGUUUAUGAAAGGUGGAUCACAGUUGAAACAGUGAACAUAUCUUUUUGCAUGUUAACAAUGAUUUUACCAGCAGUCUAAAUAUGGUUUCUGCAGCAGUGAAAUGCCUAUUUACUAUUGCCAGGUUGGAAUUA